Rotaria sp. Silwood2 is the source of this 594-nucleotide messenger RNA. The record is from the annotation of a GenBank genome assembly. NCBI's taxonomy places the organism in Eukaryota, Metazoa, Rotifera, Eurotatoria, Philodinida, Philodinidae.
AUGCAAUCAUCUACUUCACUUUCUUCAUUAUCAUCAACAAUAUCAAGUAAUUCAUCAAUAUAUGGAUCUCAAACAAUUCUUGAUGUUGAUGAUUUACCUUCAGCUACACCUCGUUGUCGAUCAUCAAUUAUAUGUUCUCUUGAUAGUAAUCAAAUUCUAAAUUCACCAACUCAUUGUCAUUCUCCGUUUCUAUCAAUUGGAUCUAAAACAAAAUGUCGUCAUCUAUUUCGUAAUUGUUUAUCAUCAACUUCAUAUCCUCUUUCUUCAUUAAUUCAAAAGAAAUUAUCAGAUAAUAUAUUUCGAAAACAAUAUUUUGCUAAAUUAUGUCGUUAUCAUCGAUUACUUCUCGUUCUUAAUGAUUAUCAAUGUAAAUGUGGUUGUCAUUUUUCAAUGAAACAAGGUACUUUUGUUAUAUUAUAUGAAACAAAAAUAGAAUCAUUAUCAUCAUGGAAUAAAACUAGAUUUAUGACUGUUAUAUCAAAUCAACUAAUAUGUUCAAAAGUACCAUCACAUUUUGUAUGUGAUAUUAAUGUAUUACGUGAACGUGUUCGUUCAAGAUCUCGCUGUAAUAAAGAACAAAGUUUUGACUUGUAA